AUGCCAAACGAUGGCACAGCCCACAACAAAAGUGGGCCGUCGUCGAUAGUCAUGGCAUUGAAGCGCUUUUCAAACUUCGCUAUAAUCGUCCUGUCUGCUCUCGUUGGUUGCGUUCAGGCAAAUUCUGAUGCCAAUUUCGAAUUGUUUUAUACCGUAUUCUUAUUAAAGGUGUUUUACCAUGUUCUCAUGUUACAACUGCUUUGGACUUAUAACGGAAGUCGGAACUACGUUGACGACAACGACGGUGGUUCCUCGGUGCACGAGGAGGUGAGCUAA
Messenger RNA from Ostertagia ostertagi, 276 nucleotides. The record is from the annotation of a GenBank genome assembly. NCBI's taxonomy places the organism in Eukaryota, Metazoa, Nematoda, Chromadorea, Rhabditida, Trichostrongylidae.